AGAACAUAUCCAUUAUUGGAGAUAAAAGAGAAAUUUUUAGAGACCAUUUACCUCAGAGGGAAUGGUUAAGGUAACCAUAGUUGGAAGGUUGAGCGAUGGAUUGCCUCUAGCACAAGGACUGAGAUAUACGAAUGAAGAGUAUGCAUAUCUUUCAUGUUACAGGCAACAAGCAGAGUUCAUUCUCCAAGAAAUUUCAAGGGGAGCACUAAUAGCUUCCAAGAUGACUAUUCAUGUUCACAAUUUCUGCUUCAACUACUUGGUCGAGAACGGAGUUGUUUUCAUUGUAUUAAGUGAGUCUACGUACCCAAGAAAACUGGCUUUUCAUUACCUACAAGAUAUUCAAAAGGAGUUUGAGAANUUUGAUAAAACCCUCAUUGGCAAAAUUACAAGGCCAUACAGCUUUGUCAAAUUUGAUGGUAUAAUUGCAAACAUCAGCAGACAGUACAUUGACACAAGAACUCAGGCCAACCUGUCAAAACUUAAUGCUAACCGGAAACAAGAUGUAGAUGUUGCUAGUCAAGAUUUUUACGACAUUGUAGAAAGGAAGAGAAAUUCAGAAACAAUGAGAAGAUUACCGGUUACUCCUCAACCUGAAUCCACAAUAUGGUGUUCUCCACGUCUUGAGGCGAUUGCUUUGAAAUGGACACCUAUUAUGAUCCUUGUAAUUACUUCUAUGGCUCUUCUAUGGGCUAGCUUAGUCCUCACAGACGACUUUAUUAUUUCAAGCUGGAACUUAAAGAAAUGGUCCACUGGUAUUAAAUAUGAUGCAACAUUGAUGUUGCAGAAAAUAUAAAGACAUGGACUGGCCCCUUCGGCUCCACGAAAUCCAGGAAACACAGAGAAAGAGAGAGAUCCAAAUUGAAGAAGAAAAUUUCUGAUUUGUCAGAGUUUCUACUUUCUACCUUGAAAGUGAAAUAUUUCCUUUUAAAUGAACCAGUACUCUGACAUGUGUACUCACACGAGUUGCCAAUUGAUAUUUAUGUGUAUGUAUUAAAUGGCGUGUAAAUAUAGAAAAUAAUUUAUAUCAAUCAAACUAGUAA
This is a messenger RNA of Vigna radiata var. radiata (mung bean), 1040 nucleotides long. Its product is annotated as 25.3 kDa vesicle transport protein. Gene Ontology annotation, biological process: endoplasmic reticulum to Golgi vesicle-mediated transport; vesicle fusion with Golgi apparatus; retrograde vesicle-mediated transport, Golgi to endoplasmic reticulum. Gene Ontology annotation, molecular function: SNAP receptor activity. NCBI's taxonomy places the organism in Eukaryota, Viridiplantae, Streptophyta, Magnoliopsida, Fabales, Fabaceae. The transcript has 6 exons. The record is from RefSeq and is a predicted model, not a curated record. The coding region runs from base 62 to 793 and encodes 243 amino acids. Gene Ontology annotation, cellular component: Golgi membrane; ER to Golgi transport vesicle membrane; endoplasmic reticulum membrane.